AUGAAGGAUCAAACAGAACAUGCAUUAGUGAUUGAACCCCUGCAUGGAUCCAUCGUGGUCAGUGAAGCUAUUCAGGAGCAUUUAUAUGGUCCCAUUACCCCUAAAGCAAAGGAUGGCCAUAAUCCCGUGGCCGAGGCUGCGCAGUCGCCAUCCCAAGAGCGCGUGACUGCAGCCAUGCCAGUGGAGGUGCCUGCGCUGGAUGUGCCCGGCCCCCUUGGGAGCGCGUACCUUAUCACAGACCCCAUCCCUGUCUCGGGGUCCCCGGCCAUGCGACCGGUGGAGGACCUGUUCAGCUUGCUAGAGCAGCGGAUGCCAGAGCCACCCUGCCGUGCGGGGCGCGCCGAGCCCGCGCCGCCAGCGCCGCCCGCGCCGCCCGCAGGAGCCGCAGCUCCGAACCAGGAAGCCGUGCGGCCGGCGGUGAACCCGGAAGCAGCGCUGCUGCGGGAAAACCCGGAAGCGGCGGUGGCUGCGGAGCGGCGAGCGGGGGCUGCGGCGCUGGGUGCGGCCGGGGAGCAAGAAACAGCAGCGGAAGCAGCGACCGCGCCGAACAAGGCUGCGGUGCGAGAGACAAGUGCGGCGCCGAGCGCGGCCGUAGCCCCAGAGACGGCGGCAGCAGCUUCACGAACUUAG
Messenger RNA from Corvus hawaiiensis (hawaiian crow), 630 nucleotides. RefSeq names its product predicted GPI-anchored protein 58. NCBI's taxonomy places the organism in Eukaryota, Metazoa, Chordata, Aves, Passeriformes, Corvidae. Bases 1 to 630 code for a protein of 209 amino acids. The record is from RefSeq and is a predicted model, not a curated record. The transcript has 3 exons.